AUGAGCUACUACAACCCUUAUCGUCCCACAGAGUACUCCGACAAUGAUAGGGACGACCAGAAUUUGUUGAAUCCCAAUGGAGACAAUUUUCGAAACCCAUUUGGAAGCAACAACUCUAGCACUUCUGCUCUCCGCGACCACAGUGGAACCCACGGUUCUGGUUCUAAUUCUAGUACUAACAUUCUUCAAGAACCACCCCCCUAUGGCAGAUCUUCCUCAUACGACCAGAGAACUCCUCCGCUGGAGCAACCAAUAUUCAACACCUCUCAUCUUCAACCACCAGGCUUUUCACCCAUCCCAAGCAAUACUGAUUUUGAAGAAGAAAGAUACGAGAUGAAUCCAUACCCACCACAGAACAAACCAAAUCGAAGUGGAUUGACGAUUUUUCGUCCUGGAUUCCUUCCAAAGAGAGGAAAUGAAGAAACUCCAUACGACCAGAACAUCCGAUUCGAGUUCAAAGGAGAUUCGUACAACCUUUCGACCUUCCAGGUGCGUGAAUCUCCUGAGCCCCAACCACUUCAAUCUUCUCCUUAUGUACCUUCAUUUGUGGUAGAAGGACAGGAUGAAGAAACACUUCGAUAUCAGAGGGGGGCCUCCCCAAGUGCACCAAAGGCAUCCAAAGGGCAAUUUAGUGAAAAUGAAAGAGUCAAAAAGCCUCAGCCAAAAGCCGGUUUCACCACUGGUAUCAAUGGUAAGUUGGUCUUGGAUUGUCCGGUUGCAACCAAUUUGUUAAGCACCUAUCCCGAUUAUAAAGCUGGAGCAGAACGUGGAGGACUUUCGAACGAGUUUUACUUCAUGAGAUAUACUGCAGUGACAUGUGGGCCAUCCAAUUUCUAUCGUGAAGGUUACUUGUUAAGAACAAUACACUAUGCUAUUCCCAGGAAAACGGAAAUCAUGGUGGUGAUUACCAUGUACAACGAGAACGAUGUCCUUUUAGGAAGGACUUUGAAGGGAGUAUUGGACAAUAUUAAAUACAUGGAAUCCAAGAAGAGAUCCUCGAUGUGGGGAGAGGGUUCCUGGAAGAAGAUUAUUGUUUGUAUUAUCAGUGAUGGUAGAACGAAGAUCAACGACAGGGCCCAAGCUUUACUUGCUGGCUUGGGGGUAUACCAAGAAGGGUUGGCAUCUGGGGCUGUCAAUGACAAACCCGUGCAAGCCCACAUGUAUGAAUACACUUCAAGAAUAGGGAUCAAGAGAGUAACUGAUACUGUUGAAUUGACCCUGAAAAAAGUUGUUCCUACCCAGUUCUUGUUCUGCUUGAAGGAGAAGAACGCUAAGAAAAUUAAUUCUCACAGGUGGUGUUUUCAAGCAAUUGGUCAAGUUCUUGAUCCCAAAGUCGUAGUAUUGUUAGACGCUGGUACUCAGCCUACGGAGAAAUCCCUUUACCGUAUCUGGAAGGAGUUUGAUAUGGACCCAAGGGUUGCUGGAUGUUGUGGAGAGAUCAAGGCAUUAUUGCGGACGAGACAGAUGUUCACUAAUCCUAUGGUUUAUGCUCAGAACUUCGAAUAUAAAAUGUCAAACAUCUUGGACAAGCCGAUGGAAUCUGCUUUUGGUUUUAUUUCGGUGCUUCCAGGUGCCUUUUCCGCUUAUCGUUACAUUGCUCUUCAAAAUGAUAUCAAUGGUAAUGGACCUCUCGAAAAAUACUUCAAGGGCGAAUUCUUACAUGCCAGCGAAGAGCUCGAUAAGAACGACGAUGAGUACCAGCUUAAGAAAGAAUUGAGACUGAAAGAAGCCAAUGUUUUCACCUCAAACAUGUAUUUGGCCGAAGACAGAAUCUUGUGUUACGAAUUAGUGGCCAAAAAAGAUUGUGGAUGGCUCUUGAGAUAUUGUAAAGGUGCUAGUGCCGCUACAGAUGUACCCGAAUCGCUUGCAGAAUUUAUCUUGCAAAGAAGAAGAUGGUUGAAUGGGUCUUUUUUCGCAGCCAUUUAUUCUCUUGUUCAUUUUCCCAAAGUUUGGGGUUCAUCUCAUUCAAUUUCUAGAAAGAUAAUGCUCCAUAUUGAAUUUUUGUAUCAAUUUGUUAAUCUCGUGUUAUCAUGGUUUGCUAUUGGGUCAUACUUCUUGGUAUUCAGAAUCUUGUCCACCUCCUUGGCCAAUCCUGACUUGGGUUUCAAGCCAGGAAAAGUAUUUUCGUUCAUUUUCCUCUGGCUCUACCUAGCAUCAUUGGUUACUACUUUUGUUCUUAGUUUUGGUAAUAAGCCCAAAGGGACGGAGAAGUUCUAUAUUGUAAUUGUCUACUUCUUUGCAAUCUUAAUGGGGUACAUGAUAUUCGCAGCCAUAUAUUUGGCUGCACACUCUAUUCAUCAGAUAACGAAAGAUGGUACCAAGAUCACUAUAGCUCUUUUCUUCAAGAAUGCCCAAUUUAGAGACUUGGUCAUUGCAACAUCAUCGACCUAUUUGCUCUAUUUCGUAGCCUCGUUCAUAUAUUUUCAACCGGCUCACAUGUUCACUUCAUUUAUCCAGUAUCUUUUGCUUUCCCCCUCGUACAUCAAUAUUCUCAACAUCUACGCUUUCUGCAAUAUCGAUGAUAUCUCAUGGGGAACUAAGGGAGAUACUGGAGGAGUAAAGUUGGCCCUGGCUGAGAAAGGCGAAGACGGUGUUUUCCGGUUCCAAUUCAAUGUUUCUGUGGAACCUCUGGAAAUCAACGACUCAUACAAUAAGCAGGUGGCCAAGAUCAACCAGCCAGAAGACAAACCCGAUAGCGGUGAUACCAAAAAGACCUCCUCCGAGGAUUACUACGCAUUUGUUAGGUCGAUGACAGUUCUUGUCUGGAUGUUUACUAAUUCCAUCAUUGUGACAGCAGUGUUGAAUACUGGAGGCUUUGACUACUUUGGAAAAGACAGUUCUUCUAGAGUCGAUACAGAGAACAGAUCAACAAUAUUCUUGACGGUAAUCUUGUGGAUGGUGGCUAUCAUGGCACUCUUCCGAUUCACUGGUUGCAUUGCAUAUUUGGUUACAAGAAUCAAGAGUAAGGUCAAAUCACCAAAGAAAGUACCAUUGACAAAGAAAUAG
Messenger RNA from Scheffersomyces stipitis CBS 6054, 3006 nucleotides. RefSeq names its product chitin synthase family protein (gene CHS2.2). Lineage: Eukaryota; Fungi; Ascomycota; Pichiomycetes; Serinales; Debaryomycetaceae. Gene Ontology annotation, cellular component: cell septum; cell periphery. The record is from RefSeq and is a predicted model, not a curated record. Bases 1 to 3006 code for a protein of 1001 amino acids. The transcript has 2 exons. Gene Ontology annotation, molecular function: chitin synthase activity.